AUGGCGGCCCGGAAUGACGGAUGGUCGCCGAUCGCGAGGACGAAGAAAGCAGUCACAACAAAAGGAGACCAAUGUAUCUCCAAUUUUUUUAGGAAUAAUUCUCAUGAUGAAGAAAACCAUUGUGAUGAAACAGAAAGUUGGCAAAGUACCCCUCCUAAGCUACCCUAUGUACAUAUGGAAGAUAGAUCUCCCAAAGGAAAAUCUCCAAGGACUAAAGCGCCAGGUUAUACCAUGCCAAAAUCACCAGGAUUGGUCAGAAAUAUUGCUGAAGCUAUAAAGGCUAGUCCCCCCAAAAAAGCCUCUCACAAUACUGAUAGUCCACUUGGUAGAAGGAAAAGUAGCGAGAGUCUGAAAUAUAAGUCUGUAUGUGGAAAUGAUAUGAAACAUCUUGAUGUUAUUGAUGGGAAGCAAACGGGAGUGGAACAAAGUGCAUCAUUCUCAGUGAUUGACAAUGCAUUUUCACCUCAUCUGGUUGUCUCAUCGGAUGUAAAGGUGAAAAAGCCAAUUCCUGUUCUGAUGACCAGAAAAACUUUACUUGAAAGUGAUAACCUCAAAAGAGACAAGAUUUUGUUGUCUCCAUCAGCUUCGAUCAGAUUGGAAGAGACUGAACUUUAUAGUAAAAAUCCAGCUGAAACGCAGUCUGUGGCUGUAAAUCUGAAAACCAAAGACAUUCAACAACAUAAAAUGCCAAAUGAUUCUUUGAUUUCUAACCAAACCACCAGCAAUUCUUCAACAAGUUUAACUCCUGUUGAUUUAAAGCACAAAGCUAUGUCUGGAAGGAGAACUUCACUGCAAUAUUCGGAAGACAGAACAAAGGAGUUCCAAGGAAGCACCAGUGCUUUUCAACCUGCGUGUGUACCAAGUUCACACUCAAAACAUCAGAAACAUACAGACACUGCCAAAAAAACGAGGCCCUUUUACAAGAAGCAGCCAAGCUACAGCGAUAUUUUGGAGUUAGCGGCGCAAAAUGUAGAUUGCUUGCAAACUGAAUCACUUAUUUGCUUAAUCUCUGAUAAUGAGGAAGUCGAUGAAGGAGGCAGUGUUAAGGAGAAAUUUGGCUCGUAUAUUAUCGAGCAACCCAAUUUGAUGUUGCAGAAAUCGGUCACAACGAUCUCUGGUAAAAGCAGCCCAUUACCAGUAGUUGCACUCAAUAAAGUUUCUAACAAGUCUCCUGUGAGAGUGACUCCAGAAUUUCUGCAACAAUGUGAGAGGUCUCUUAAGAAGGCGAAGAAGAUGCCUGCCAAAGAUAAACAAAAAAGGCUGGCUUAUAAUGAAAAAGAUAGUGCUCAACAUUUGGCAACAAAACGCCGCUGGGGAGAUAUCAGCUUGAAAAUAACCUCUCACAGAAAGGACGAAUUCAAAGCAAAACUACAGACAUCACCUGAAGCCAGAAAGAGAAUAAACAGCCGGAGAAACAUGCAUGCUUCUGACAAGUCAAAUCAACAAGGAACAAACAAACACAUCUCAGAGAGCAAUUUAACGAUCAGUGAGAGAAACAGGAGAAAGUUUCAAGAUAAUUUGCAAGGGAAAGCAGCUCGGCUAAAGAUGGAGAACGAAAACAUCCAUUCAGAACGAAAUGCCAAAAAGAGCUGUCAAGAUGAACUGACACCAUCAACAUCAGUUUUUGGUCUUUUCCAGAAAAUUGGAACUCUUGUAAAUACUUCAACCAAUGAGAGUUCCCCUAGCAACGACAACUUUGAAAAAACGGACAAGAAAAAAAGCAACAUCUCAGCUGCACAAAUAGAUAUAGCCAAGUUAAAAGAAAUGCUGGGUCCCCGAAAAGUAGUUGAUGAAGAUGUAACUGUUAAAGAAGACAUACUGGAGGAAAACAACAGCGAUGCUGCUUUCAAUGAUGACUGUUAUGAUGAUGAUCCAGAAGUUGGGGAUCUUUCAGAGCAAAUAAAUGAUGCCAAAUCACACCACGAAUACGAGAUAAACGAUGAAGGAUCUGAUGGCAGUGGUGGUUCAUUGUGCAAAACAGAAGAAGAAUCUCCAGAUCAAAUAGAAGAUGAGAGUGAAAUAAGAUUUGAUCAUGACACCACAUUGGAUGAACUGAACUUCAGCUUGGAUUCUGGUUCAGAGAAUAGUGAUGAUGAUAGAUUUGAUGAGAUGCUCAUGUGUGCACCCACUGCUUUACAAGAAAAUCUACAAGAAUUAAGUUCUCGCAAGCCACCAGGUACACCAACAUUACCAGAAGAAGAGGAGGAGGUGACAGACCAUUGCGCUCAACCAAGUACAUCUGACUUUGUAUCAGCUGGUGAGAGAUUUGAAUUCAAACACACACUGGACACUAUUCUUGCUGAGAAACAUAUCAGAGAGCAAACAGACUGUGAACUGGAAGCAAUGCAGGCCUCAUUGAAGCAAAGAAUAAAUGAGGGUGGUUUCGCUAAAUUAGUUGACAGUGAUGGAGAAAAUGAAGAAGACAGAAAUGAUGUUAAUAAAGAUCUCUUACCAGAACAUAAAGAAAAUCUUGAAAAGUUUUCUCUGCACAGAGAUCCUAUUGCAGAUGUGCACCCGGGAGAAACUGUUUUUGAAAAUCAACUAAUUGGACAGAUUUUUAGUUUUCCUGAUAACCUGACCUUACAAGAUUGUGGUUUCACCGUCAGUCAGAAUACUCUAGAAAAACUUCUGUCCUCUGCAUCACCUGGUGGACUGCCAGGUUACACUGAUCAAGAGAUUGUCACAUUAGUGUGUUUGAUCUCUAAAGUUGCCUUGGAAACACAACUAAGAUAUUUGGCUGUACAAGUAGAUUUUCAGAUGUGUAUAGCAGUGUUACUGGAAUGUUUUAGACCUGAAGAUUGGACAGAUAAGACAUUUGAAAUCUGUCAGUGUUUGCCACUGAUAACUAAUCACCAUCAUAAUAUGGUGUAUAUAGUACAAAUACUACCAACGAAUACACAGCGGGGGAGGUACCUCAAACGACGGUUAAGUUAUUCUAUGUUGAGUAAAUUACUGUCAAGUAAUAAUAACAUAAACCAAAUUUCUGUCAAAACCAGUCUGAAGGUAAAUGACCUGUUACAGAUUUUACAGAUAUGUAAACCCACCAAUGAUGCCGACUACUAUGAGCUUAAUAGUAUUGUAAUGUUGGUUGAUAUGUGUAUUGGCAAUGAGCCGCUUAGAUCCACGGAAAAGGAGGAUUUGGAAAGGGUGGCCCAGAAAUUGCGCUCCUUAUCUGGUGAUAUCAGAGAAACUGUCAGGUGUCUGUAUCGAAGUAAAGUCAAAGAUUUACUUGUGAGAACAGCGAGUAAACUCACAUUCAUGUAUCAGGGCAUGACACAGCGUACCUUGUUUAGCUUCAUGAAUAAAGAUGUUGAUUUGCCAGGAGAUGGUCCAUCCAGCAGUCACCAUGACAACCAAGAGGAAAGAAAUGAAAAACAAACAGAAUAGUCAACGCAUAGGGAUUUGACAUUUUCUAUAGCUUUACUUCCAUGACAUAUAAUCCAAAUUGAAACAUACACACAGCAAAUGUAUUCUCCUCAAUUAACAUUCCACUGCCCUUUCUCCCUUCCCCUUUUAUAAACGAAAAUUUGCAAUGAGAAUAUAUGGAAACAAGAUUUUAUUUAAACUUUGGUACAUUUUAUAGACACAUACAUGUCUACAUCCUAUGUGGAUAUGAAUGCGUUGUGGUAAUUUUUAAAUUUUUCAAAAUAAGCAGUUCUAUAAUGUGUAAUGUGGUGAAUUACUGCACACAGUAUUUGAAAUCUGUUGAUGCCCACCUCUAACCUUACAAAAGAAUUAAUACGAUUAUGGUGCUUGUUCCACUGUGGUGCUUGGCAUUGCUUCAACUUACACAUGUAUUUACCGGGUAAUAGUAUUCACCAUAUAACAUAUAUUUUACUCAAUGUUUUUUUUCUUUUGUCUUGGUUCACAGUAUUUGUGUUGAUUUUUGCAGAUGAUUUUUCAGUUAUAUUUUUUUGUGUACAAAUUGUGCCAAUUUUGAAGAAGAGAAGAGAAAAGUUCCCAACACACUGCCAACUUGUUUUAUGAAAUUAACUGCUGUAUAUUUUGAGGUGAGCACCACUGCCUAAUGCGUUGACUUCCAGAUAGCACACAUGAAACUUUGCUAAUUAUUCCUCGUCAUUGGCCAUUUGGCAGUUCAAAGAAAAACCUUGCAAUAGUAAUUUUGGAAUUAUGAACCUCAAUUUUAUGUACAAUAUAUGCUGAUGGAUUUUUAAUUCAAAAUGAUCAUCAGAGUAGGGCUUGACGCUAUGGGGGGGGGGCAGUCAUUGUGUCCAUGGAAACAAGAUUGGGUACAUCUACUUUUUUUUUUUGCUCUUUGUUAUUUAUUUAUUACUCUGCAAAAUUUCAACAAUUUGUAGUACUUUUAGAUUUACCAUAUUUUAAUCUGCAUACAUCUUUAAGAUUCUCCUUACUGGCAGUUUUCAGCUUGCCUAAUGCUACAACAAAAUGUGUAUAUUACAUACAGAGAAUGUGAAAAAAAAAAAAGUUAUUGUUUUGACUCCAGUUUUACAAGAUAUACAUGUAGCUAGAGUGCAGUGAAAAACACUCUGAUUCUAACAGAUUUAGAUUUAAAAUGAAGUCAGAUUUUGUGCGAAAAAAUUGUAAUUAAUUAACUUAAAAAUUUCACUUUAUAUUUGAGCAUUUCUGUGAAACAUACUUGAUCUUAAGUAUGACUAUUCUGAAAGAUGAAGAUGGUGGUUUUCCCGAUCAGUUUAUUGAUCGAGCUGGCUCGGUAUCUUUUACAUGUAGCUUUAAAUUAUAUUUACACUUCACAAUCUGAAAACAAUUUCUGAAACCUAAUUGUAUAUUAUACGUUUUGGACGUUUCAGUCUCCCUGUUGCAUUCCUUCUGUGUAAUAUCACCACCAAGUAAAGACUGCAGUGUAGCCUAAAUAAUUGAUGAUUUAACCCUCGUUUCGAAUUUAAGCGGGCCACAGUUAUUCAGACCAGAAGCAAAUUUCUAUGAAUCCAUUGGAUCAUGAGUGUUCAAAUUUUAAUGUUUCAUAUAUUCUUCAAAUGUAUAUUUAUAUUAAU
Messenger RNA from Saccoglossus kowalevskii, 4994 nucleotides. RefSeq lists its product as uncharacterized. Lineage: Eukaryota; Metazoa; Hemichordata; Enteropneusta; Harrimaniidae. The record is from RefSeq and is a predicted model, not a curated record.